UGUAGGGGUGGUUGACAGGCUGUCUCUCCAGCACUGGAGAGCCAGAGUGGCGUCUUGGAGAUGGGGACCGAGUGGGUUUAUGGCCUACUGUUCUGGAUAGCUAGUCUGUGCUCACUGAGCCUUCUAUUCAACCGCAUGAACGUCCGAAAUGUUAGGGUGCUAGUGGAAUCACGAAGUGGAUGAACCCCCAGUAAUCAGCCUGCGGAGCUGGAAAAGAGAUAACUGACUUAAACCCUAGUCUCAGAAGUGACAUCUCCUCUGUACAGUGGUUCCAAUCUGAACUCAGGGCUACCACAUCGCCCACAGGCUUCAGAAGAUCUUACAGAAGAAAUGGUAAUUCUCCACUCGUUUCCUGAGGUGUCCAGUUGUGCCCAUGGAGAUCCAGUUCAGUUAUGACUCUCAAGAGCGUCACCCUCUGUCAGAUGGUGAGAGCAAGGUCAAGAUUGGAGAGCCAGCUUCAGAGGAGGAAAUGACAGGAAAGAUUGAGACGUUGACUGAAGGACCGGGUAGCCUCCAGGAGGAUGUUCUCCCGAAUUCCAGAGACAAAGAAUUCUGUGAAUUGGGGGAUGAAUUGAAUGAUCAACCCCUCUUAAGAACACAGUAUACCUGUGAUGAAUGUGGCCAACACUUUGCUUGGAACACGGGUCUUAUUAGACACCAAAGAACUCACUGGGACAGACCUUACGAAUGCGACGAAUGUGGGAAGGCCUUUCGUAUGCGCUCAGCCCUGGCUCUGCAUCAGAGAAUUCAUACUGGAGAGAAACCCUAUCCGUGCAAUUGGUGUAUUAAAAGCUUUAGUCGGAGCUCAGACCUUAUCAAACAUCAAAGAGUCCACACUGGGGAAAAGCCUUACAAAUGUAACGAGUGUGGGAAGGCCUUCAGUCAGAGCUCAGAUCUCAUCAUCCACCAGAGGAUCCACACAGGAGAAAAACCCUACCCAUGCAGUCACUGUAGUAAAAGCUUUAGCCAGCGCUCAGACAUGGUGAAACAUCAGAGGAUCCACACUGGAGAGAAGCCUUAUAUGUGUAGCCAGUGUAAUAAACAUUUCAGCCAGAGCUCCGAUCUUAUAAAACAUCAGCGAAUCCACACUGGGGAGAAACCAUACAAGUGUGACGCUUGUGCGAAGGCCUUUAGUCAGAGCUCCGAUCUCAUUCUCCAUCAGCGAAUCCACACUGGGGAGAAACCAUAUCCAUGUGAUCAGUGUAGCAAAAGUUUCAGUCAGAAUUCAGACCUUAUUAAACACAGAAGGAUUCACACCGGAGAGAAGCCAUAUAAAUGUAGUGAAUGUGGAAAGGCUUUUAAUCAGAGCUCGGUCCUUAUUCUGCAUCAGAGAAUCCAUACCGGAGAGAAACCCUACCUAUGUAACCAGUGUACCAAAACCUUCAGUAGGCUUUCAGAUCUCAUUAACCACCAGCGAAUUCACACCGGAGAGAAGCCGUACCCAUGUGGUCAAUGCAGCAAAAUGUUCAGUAGGAGGUCAGAUCUUGUUAAACAUUACAGAGUCCACACUGGGGAGAAGCCCUACGAAUGUGAGUGUGGGAAGGCCUUCAGUCAGAGCUCUAACCUGAUUCUCCACCAGAGAAUCCACACCGGGGAAAAACCCUAUGCCUGCAGUGCCUGUGCCAAGAGUUUCAGCCGCCGGUCAGACCUCAUAAAGCAUCAAAGAAUACAUACUGGCGAGAAGCCAUAUACAUGUGAUCUGUGCAAUAAAAGCUUCAGUCAAAGCUCAGACCUCACGAAACAUCAGAGAAUGCAUUCUGGUGAAAAGCCCUACCGCUGUGAUAGUUGCGGCAAAGCCUUUAGUCAGAGCUCUGACCUCAUUCUUCACCGUAGAAUCCACACAGGAGAAAAACCCUAUGCAUGCUCGCUGUGCACCCGAAGUUUCAAUCAGAAUUCAGACCGUCUCAAACACCAGAGAAUCCACACUGGAGAGAAGCCGUACAAUUGUAAUGUGUGUGGGAAGGCAUUCAGUCAGUGCUCAGCUCUUACCCUUCACCAGAGAAUCCACACGGGAGAGAAACCCUACUCAUGUGCUCAGUGCGGCAGAAGCUUUAGUAGGCGCGCUGAUCUCUUUAACCAUCAGAGAGUACACGUUGGGGAAAAACUGCAAGUAUGAUACCUGUUGGAAACUGCUGGGAACGACUCUUCUGUACACUGUAUGUGUACUCUCUCUGGCUAAUAAAAAGCUGACAGCCGGGAGCCAGACUGGAAGUUAGGCAGGAAAGCCAAACUGAGAAUGAUGGGAAGAACGGGGGUGGAGUCAGGCAGACGUCAGCUGGCUGCCUAGGAAGUAAGACAUGCUAGAGGACAGGUAAAGCCGUGAGCCAUGUGGCAAUACACAGAUUAAUAGUAAUGGGUUAAUUUAAGUGUAAGAGCUAGUAGCGAGCCUGAGUUUUCGGCCAAGCAUUUAUAAUUCAUAUUCAGCCUCUGAGUCGGUUAUUUAGGACCCAGCAGUUGGGACAGGAAACAUCUGUCUACAGGAAACCUUUUGGCACUGUGACCAGUCUCAGUGAAUAUCAAAGGAUGCACAUAGAAGGGAAACUCUACCCUCUGUUCGGGUUAGAAGGCAUUUUAACAAACCUGAUUGUGGUAACUUUAAGAAAACCCAUUCUAGCCAGGUGGUGAUAGCACGUCUUUAAUUUCAGCAUUCAGGAGGCAAAGGCAGGCAGAUCUACAUAGCAAACUUCAGGACAGCAAGGGCUACACAGAGAAACCCUGCCUUGGAUGGAAAAAGAAGAAGUAGAUAGGAAGGAAAAGAAGGGAGGAAAGAAUAAAAAGAUUCUUUCUGAGGAGGAAGAAUUGCAUGAAUGUGACAGUUAUGGGAAAGUCUGGUGCACAGAUUCUGAUCCCACGCGUGAAAAGGGUUUUAAACAAUGUCCAGCCCAUGCUCCAUUUAAAAAAAUAGAAAUUCUUACCUUUACUAUAAUCUAAGAAAAUCUCUUACAAUUCACAGCAAUAUCAUUAUAAAAUAUAAGACAUUAAUGCAGAACUUACCAUAUUUAAAACUAAAUGUGGAAAGUCUCAAUCAAAAUUAUGAGGAAAAUAUAUUUAUCUUAGAAUCUCAAACCUUUAUUGAGUCUAAAUUACCAACUGCAUAUCAGAAGUUAUUUCAGAGAAUGCAGUGAAACCUUAAAUCCUGUAAUUAAAGUGGUAGCAACGCUGACGUCACACAUAUCCUCUAGAGAUGGAGAGUUGGGUCCUAUGCACAGCUGAGUAUAAAUUCACUGCGUAACUCCAUGCCGCUUUGUCUCAGUGAUCUGUUGGUAGUGGUCUAAUUUUGGUUUCCUAGUGAGCAUGAAUCCCUAUGGUGCACACAGCAAGGCUAGUUUAAUUUUCAGUAAUGCAGACCAAUAUUGAACAAAAUGGAACCGUGGUACUGUGGUCCUGUAAAUACUGUAGUUCCAUGAUAUCCACGGGGGCUAUGCCCCAAGGCAUAGAACUUCGCCAGUCAGCUGACAGUCUUGCUAAGUCCAGACAGACUAUGAAUAGGCAAAGUAAUGACCCUUUGUGUUAGUGAUAGAGGUUCUCAGUUCCUAACUAACAGUUCCAAACUUUGUGCGCCAGUGACUCAAACCCUACCUAGUGUUAGUGUCUUUGCUGAUCUUCUUCCAGCAGAACCAUCAGCUACCAGAAGUUCUUACAAUUUUUCUUUUCCGAGAGACGGAGCUAGCUGGUCCCAGCACUGGUUACCAGCCAUUCUCAGUGGUAACAGUUCUAAGGAAACCAGCCAGCGUACACUACCCUGAAAUCAUAAAUAUGCAAAACCAUCCAGAAGAGAUGCUGCAGCAAUGCAUGGCUGACAAGAUGGAAUGAGAGGGGGGCAGAUUAUAUGGGCAAAAGAAAUAGACGCAUGUGUAUUUGUGGUGUCCUGCUGAUGAACUGCAGACUUUAUGCAACUUUAGGUUGUGAGCAGGAGAAGGGUCUGGUGCAGGACAGUUGUAUUCUGUCAAUUAUGUUUUAAAUAAACGCUGAUUGGCCAGUAGCCAGGAAGUAUAGAUGGGACAACCAGAAAGGAAGUAGAGGCAGGUCAAAGAGAACAGGAGAAUUCUGGGAAGG
Arvicola amphibius (Eurasian water vole) is the source of this 4056-nucleotide messenger RNA. Its product is annotated as zinc finger protein 271-like. The record is from RefSeq and is a predicted model, not a curated record. Lineage: Eukaryota; Metazoa; Chordata; Mammalia; Rodentia; Cricetidae. The transcript has 3 exons. Bases 374 to 2116 code for a protein of 580 amino acids. Gene Ontology annotation, biological process: regulation of transcription by RNA polymerase II. Gene Ontology annotation, molecular function: DNA-binding transcription factor activity, RNA polymerase II-specific; RNA polymerase II cis-regulatory region sequence-specific DNA binding.